Equus caballus (horse) is the source of this 5147-nucleotide messenger RNA. RefSeq names its product leucine rich repeat containing 55 (gene LRRC55). Lineage: Eukaryota; Metazoa; Chordata; Mammalia; Perissodactyla; Equidae. Gene Ontology annotation, molecular function: potassium channel activator activity; transmembrane transporter binding; voltage-gated potassium channel activity. Gene Ontology annotation, cellular component: voltage-gated potassium channel complex. The record is from RefSeq and is a predicted model, not a curated record.
UCUACCCACUGGCCCCUUGAUCCUGAGGCUCUAUCAGUAGGAUCCUGCGGGUGGCUCUGGAUUCUGCGACUGCUUCGUUCUCUUCUCUCUCAUCUUGGUGGGGUCCAUAGCCAGUGCUCCUGUUGCUCAGAGAUGUGGAGGCAGUUGCUAAGAGACAGUGAAACGUCAGUACCUGGCCCUCGAGGAAAAAAAGGGAGCGAAAAAGAGAGAGAGGAGGGGGAGAGAGGCAGGGAGGAGGAGGGAGGGGAAGACCUGGCGGAAGCCACACACUCCAGCAGCCUCAGCACCAGCUGAGUUUCAGGGAGAAGCAUUCGGAUUCUGUCAACUUUCUUCUAAGCAUCCUCUCUCUGAUCCACCUUUUGAGCAAGAGAAGGGGAUCAGCACGGGGACUCACAGGACGGGAAAGCACCAAGGAUGCUGCCCGGGGAUUCAGGAGCCAUGGAGGAGGAGAGGCCGGGGGAGGGGAAGAGCCGGGAGGCAAUCUGUUCUCCUGAAGCAGCAAGCAGGGAUUCCAGGAUGAGGGAGGGAGACCCAUGUCUGCUGCAGAUUGAUGACUGUGUCCUUGGAACAGAAGGAAAUUCUGCCUCCUCGUGCUGAACACAGAGCCCAGCUGAGAGAGAGGCCCUGGCUUGGAGAAGUGGCCAAUGCUUUCCUAGCUGACCCCCAUCCUGCACCUCCAGGACACAUGGCUCUUUCCAGACUCGGUGGUCAACAGUGGGUGUCACUUGGAGUCCUCCCCUCCCUGGGGAAAGAAGAGCCUCUCCAGGGAUUUCAGUAAACACUGAGGCUGAGGACUAAGGCUUUCAGGAGUUUCAUGGAGACCCACCUCCCCCAGGGCUCCUUGCCCAAAACGCUCACCCCAGGUCCCCCUUGGACUCGAGCCCAUUGGGCCACCAGGAGAAAUGGCCUCUGAGACCUUGAAUGCUGGAGACCCAUAUGCAACCCUGGCCUCCUAAUCAGUCUCAGACUUGGGGCAGGGCUCGAGGUGUUUCAGAUGAGCCAGGACCUUUACAGGGCAUCUUUCAUGUCCUUACUCCCCUCUCCCACCUCUCAGACCUAGUACAGAAAGGAAGCACCCAGCAGUCAUGGGUGAGAGGGACACAAAACAUCUGCAGGGACCCUUCCUCAACUUGCUGGCAGUUGAUCAAGCCCCAUCCUUGUCUCCUUCCUUUUUCAAGUUUUGAUCAUCUUUGCAGACCCUGGGGGACCUCGACUGGCUUUAUUGCCCUCUAGGCUCCAAAGGGGACUUCCUGUGGAUCUCACCUAGGGAGCCCUCUGAUGCUUAGAGGCUCUGGGAAAGACUUGAGCCAUGAUACCACGUGCUCAGAAGCCCCACCUUCCAGGGCUCUUCUCCCUGUAGUAGCUGCUUCCAGUGCCACUGACUCUUGAUUCCAUGGACACAGCCCCAGCCCCGAUGGGCUCCCUUCAGCACUGCUGUUGCCAGCUGCCUAAGAUGGGUGACACCUGGUCCAAGCUGCCCUGGCCUGGGACGUCCUGCCCAACCGUGCUGCUGGUCUCCCUCUUCUUGGCAGCUGGGGUGAUGCACUCGGAUGCUGGCACCAGCUGCCCUGUCCUCUGCACAUGCCAUAACCAGGUGGUGGAUUGCAGCAGCCAGCGGCUAUUCUCCGUGCCCCCAGACCUCCCAAGGGACACUCACAACCUCAGCCUGGCCCACAACCGCAUUGCAGCUGUGCCGCCCGGCUACCUCACGUGUUACAUGGAGCUCCGAGUGCUGGAUUUACGCAACAACUCCUUGAUGGAGCUGCCCCCGGGCCUCUUCCUCCAUGCCAAGCGCCUGGCACACCUGGAUCUGAGCUACAACAACCUCAGCCAUGUGCCGGCUGACAUGUUCAGGGAAGCCCAUGGGCUCGUGCACAUCGACUUGAGCCACAACCCGUGGCUGCGCAGAGUGCACCCUCAGGCCUUCCAGGGCCUGGUGCAGCUCCGAGACCUGGACCUCAGCUACGGGGGCCUGGCCUUCCUCAGCCUCGAGGCUCUCGAGGGCCUGCCUGGCCUGGUGACCCUGCAGAUCGGCGGCAACCCUUGGGUGUGCGGCUGCACGAUGGAACCCCUGCUGAAGUGGCUACGGAACCGGAUCCAGCGCUGCACAGCAGAUUCUCAGCUGGCUGAGUGUCGGGGCCCCCCUGAAGUCGAGGGUGCCCCACUCUUCUCCCUCACUGAGGAGAGCUUCAAGGCCUGCCACCUGACCCUGACCCUGGACGAUUACCUCUUCAUCGCGUUUGUGGGCUUCGUGGUCUCCAUCGCAUCCGUGGCCACCAACUUCCUACUGGGUAUCACAGCCAACUGUUGCCACCGUUGGAGCAAGGCCAGUGAAGAGGAAGAGAUUUGACAUGGGUGCCUGGUGUCCCUCCACACUGCUGACCACCACUGCUGCUGACCCACCGGACACCCUCCCUGGCUGCCCACUCUGGCUCCAUGGUGCCCUGGUCGCCUUCAACAUGGCUCAAGCAAGGUCAGGAAACUACCUUUGUGUAAGCUCCUACUGUGGGCCAGGCACUGUGCUAGGAAUUUGGAAUGUUAGAUGAAUCCAACCUAGUCACUGCCCUCAAGGCACUUACUUCUAACAGAGGAGAGAGAUUUGAAAACUAUUCCCCUUAAGGUGAUUUGUCAUCACUCUGAGCACAUAGUUAUGGAAGACCAGAGGAGGGGUCAUCAACUGUGCCUAGAACAGUCCAAGAGAAUUGCAAGAGUAGAGGUGAUUUUUGAACUGGGUCGUCAAAAAAUGUCUUCUUUGUCAAGUAUACAAAGAAGGGCAGACAUAAGCAAAGGACAGAGGCCAUAAUAUGCAUGGUGUGUUGAGAACAGUGAACAAUCCUUUGUAACUUAAGUGUAUAGAGUGGCACAAGACCAAAACUUUCCUGCUGACACUCAAUCUGUCAGCUCUUAGUGUUGCCCACCACUGCCUAUGGAGAGUGAGAAUGCACACAUGCCAGUUAGCCCCCUUGGCCUCCUACCAGCAGCUACCAAGUGAGACCACCUCAUAUUGACUGCCCCCCAUACUACAUCACCAACUGUAGCCUGCUGGCAAGGUCCCAGACAAGUAGCAAGCUGAGGAUGGAUGCCUUCGGUGCCCUGUCUCCUAUCCCUUUCUCCUGCCUCUUACUCAAGCUUUGACUUCAGAAGAGGGAAACAGGAGGCCCAGCAAUGGGGCAGCAAGAGUCCUGGCACCCUGGGACUGCUAUUGCCAUGGUGCUCACGCCAAGGGAUCUCACCAGGAAAGUGCACUGUGAGCUACAGCCCUAUAGCAUGAUGGUACCCAGGACUGAAGGGGGGGAAGGCCACCACAGUUGUGACUGUAGGAGGAUCUGCUCUUUCUUUCUUCUAAGGAACUCACCCAUUUAAGCAUAAGGGUGAGAGAGCCAUUAAUUACCAAGCACUUAUCAGUGUCAGGCACUGUGAUAAGCUCUCUCCAUAGACAAUGCCCUUUAAUGCACACAACAGUCUUUUGAGGUGAGCAUUGUUGUUUUACAGAUGAGGAAAUUAAGGCUCAGAGAGGCUAAAGUCACACGCUACUUAACAAGCAAAAUAAAGUCUGUACUCUUUCUACUACCCCAUUCAAGUUUGGGAACAGCACAUUUCCCGCUAAAGUUACAUAAGUUCAAAUUCAAGUAGUGCUGAUGAAGCUCCUAAUAAGGGCCAGGCACUCUCCUGGGUACUUUUAUAUCUACUGACUCAUUUGCUUCAAUUCUCACAGCAACACUGCCUGGUGGUUUUUAUCAUGCCCAUUUUACAGAUGAAUUAAUUGUAGAGAGCUCACCCAAGGUUAUCUGGAUAAACUCUAGAAGGAAGGCAAUAGGCAGCUCCAUUCAGGGAAACUGUAUCUAAUCGUCAGUCGAAAACAAAGUAACUUCAUGUGCCAAGCACAAUUAUCUCCAUUGUUGUCAUCAUCUUCGUCUUCAUCAUCAGUUUCAACAUUAUCUUCCUUAUUUCUGGUCAGCACUGGACAGUUCGUGAAAUGCUUUGGCAUCAUUCUCCUUGACUUUUCACAACCAUGUGUGAGAGGCAAACCAAACGCCAUUACUACUAUUUUACAGAUUGGAAAAUAGAGCCUCAAGAGUGAGUGUGACUUGCCUAAGUGUCAACUCCAACUCAGUUCUCUUCCCAGUGUGUUCCCAGGUACUCGGGGAAGAGACUGCCUUGGAGGGCCGAGUAGGGGGGCCCCAGGAUUCAGCAGCCAUGAACAUAAAUAAAUAAAGGGCAGUGAAAGUCAGCUGCUGUGCAGAUUUAGAUAUGCUCACGGUAGGGCAAAUCACAGCCUCCAAAAUAUGACAGAUAAGAGCACAGAUAACAUCUGAAUAGGAGACACCUGCUUGCAGUGUGUAAACAACACAUUAGAACUGACGGCCAUGGUGGCAGUCACGCAAAAAAUAAGCGCUUUGGGAAACUGGAGAGGAAGCUGUGUCAACCCCUCCUACUCAAGCCUGCUGUGUUGUGUUGUAAGAGAUACAAAGGGUGCAGGAAAGCUAUGGGGUGAGAACCUCUGCAGCAUAGGGGAAGACUUUAAGGCACAGUCCACCACGUUGGCAAGGCUGGCCUAGAUGAGAAUUAAAACAGGGGCUUUCUACCUUGCCCCCAGCUGCAGCAAGCUUGUGUCAUCUCAUCCUCCUGGCAGUCCAAAAGGAAUAAAGGAGCAUAACAUAUCAUCUUCCAAGAAGUCUUCCCUUAUUUAUGCUUCCCUGAGCUAGUCAACCAAAAGAGUGCCCAGAAACUUUGCAAGACCUGGGAGUGGAACAUCGUGUCCCCUGAAUCUGGCUUACAACAUCUGGGCCAGAGCCCUGCUCCUGUGGUAUCUGGAGCAGAUCUGUCUGCUCUCUUCUGCUAUGUCCAGGAAUGGGCAGACUGGAGCUGCUCUCCACCAGCCAGUCUGACAGCCUAAACUAUUUGGAGAUGAACUUAUAGAAAUAAUAGUCCUGACGCAAAUAGCUAAGCCUCCCAUAGAAGGACACCAUAUACAUCUAUGAUAAUCUGCUAGAGACUCUUGUUUGCUAAAACAUAGUUAAUACAUUUAAGAUAUGUACUUUUUUUGUCCAUAGAAGUAGAACCAAACAAGGCAUCAAAUGCCCCUUGAGAUCAAAUAUCCUUUCUAAUGAGACUAUUUAGCCCCCAUUAAUGGCAAACCUUUCUAA